AUGAGCUUCCCGCGGCCCCUGCGCCGCUCCGUCAGCCUCAGCCCUGCCCGCACCCUGCGCCUUGUCGUCCUGGGGCAGAGCGCCGUGGGCAAGACAGCGUUGACCGUAAGAUUCAUCACCAGGAGAUUCAUUGGAGACUACGACCCAACCCUAGAAAUGAUUUACAGACACAUGGCUGUCAUCGACGGGGAAAUGGUGCACUUCGAGAUCCUCGAUACGGCUGGACAGGAGGAGGAUUCCCUGCAGAUAGAGGAGAAGAUCAAAUGGGGCGAUGGCUUUGCCGUGGUCUACUCGGUGACAGACCGGUGCAGCUUCGACGAGGUGAUGCGGCUGUGUUUCCUCAUCAACCACAUCCACUCGAGCCCCAAACGGAGCAGCGUGAGCGAGCAGCCACCUGUGGUCAUCGUGGGCAACAAGAAGGACUUGCAGUUCGACAGGAUGGUGUCCACAGAGGACGGUGAAAACCUUUCCAAAGCCUUGAAGCUUCCUUUCUAUGAGAUCUCCACCCGGGACAGCUAUGAAGAGACCGUGGUGGUGUUCAACACCCUCUACCAGGAGCUGAUGAGACAGGGGCAUUUCUCCCCAGGCUCCUUCAAGAGGAGGACAGUGUCAAAGCUGAUGGAGAAGAUCCCCAAGAUGCAAGCCAGCUCCACCCUGAACUCAGCAGGACGGAGCCUCAGCUUUAACUCCUUCAGGGACUACAUCCCUGAGUGA
Molecule: messenger RNA, 714 nt
Organism: Mesitornis unicolor (brown roatelo)
Lineage: Eukaryota; Metazoa; Chordata; Aves; Mesitornithiformes; Mesitornithidae
Product: ras-related and estrogen-regulated growth inhibitor-like
Exons: 4
Coding region: 1-714 (237 amino acids)
Molecular function (GO): GTP binding; GTPase activity
Source: RefSeq, a predicted model, not a curated record